AUGGAUCCAAAUGCUCCAGAAUUUGUUCCAUAUCAAAGAAGUGAUUAUAACAUUCCAGUUGGUGAUUUAUCAAAAAAACAAAUAAAAAUUCUAAAGGAGCUUCUGUUCGAAUGGAGUAAUGCCAUAACAUUAGAGACAUUAUUGACAGGUUGGGAAGUGCACCAAAAACGAACUUACAUAAUGGCAGGUGAAAAAUCUGAAAUUUCCUUUCUCUUAGUAAAUGUGGGUAGUCUAAAUGCUCAUCUUUAUGAUGUUUUUGAACUGCUAACUUUUACACACGCCUCGAUUAUUAUUUUGAAUGGUACACAUCAUGAUGAAACGACUAUUGCAUGUUUUCGUAGACACUUUAAGAAUUUUGUUGUAUACGCACAAAGCGGUUUAAAUGCUUUUGGCGAAGUUUUAGUGGCGGUGCAUCGCUCUAUUCCCUCUAGUCGUGUUAUAAAUUUUCAGAAUACUGCCGAUCUCUUGGUUAUAGAUAACAAAAAUUCAUCCGGAUUGGAUGGCGUAUCAAAUCGUAUGUAUGAAAAAUGUUUUCUUGUUCAUUUUCGUAAAUGGGUUCAAGAUGCCGGUAUACUUCCCGAUGAACAGACUGGUUUUAGACAGGGCCAUAAUAUGGCAGUGCGAAUCGUAUCAAUUAAUGAUCAGAUCGGUCAAAGUUUAAAUCAAAAUACCGCUGCAGCAGCAUUAUUUGUCGAUUUUAAAGCGGCGUUUAAUCAACUAUGGUACAAAGGUUUAUGGCUCAAACUUCGUAGACUGGGCUGUCCUUUGCACCUACUGGCUUGGUUACGUUCUUAUCUAAAGAAUCGAGCUGCAUUGUUGGCUACGAUUGUUGUACGAAACCUAUAG
Molecule: messenger RNA, 846 nt
Organism: Didymodactylos carnosus
Lineage: Eukaryota; Metazoa; Rotifera; Eurotatoria; Philodinida; Philodinidae
Source: the annotation of a GenBank genome assembly